AUGAAGAAUAUGUACAUGCUUCAGAAGAUUCACCCGCAAGACUGUACUUUCUUUACAAGAAAAGAAAUUCUUAGACUUUUCUACAGAUACAGAGACCUGGCACCACAACUUGUUCCAGAAGACUACACAAAUAAACCAGAUGUGAGGAUUCCUUAUGAACUUAUAGGCAGCAUGCCAGAGCUGAAGGAUAACCCAUUUCGCCAGAGGAUAGCUGAAGUUUUCUCAGAAGAUGGGGAUGGAAACAUGACACUGGAUGAUUUUCUAGACAUGUUCUCAGUGCUUAGUGAAAUGGCUCCUCGAGAUCUUAAAGCAUAUUAUGCUUUCAAAAUAUAUGAUUUCAAUAAUGAUGAUUACAUAUGUAAAUCAGAUUUGGAAAAGACACUGAACAAGCUCACUCGAAAUGAGCUAACACCAGAAGAAGUGUGUCUGGUAUGUGAUAAGGUAAUAGACGAAGCUGAUGUAGACAACGAUGGAAAGCUGUCUCUGGAAGAUUUCCAACACAUGAUCAUUAGAGCUCCGGACUUUCUCAGCACUUUCCACAUCCGGAUUUAA
Messenger RNA from Nanorana parkeri, 552 nucleotides. It is a transcript of the gene CIB3, whose product is annotated as calcium and integrin binding family member 3. The transcript is spliced from 6 exons. The record is from RefSeq and is a predicted model, not a curated record. Gene Ontology annotation, molecular function: calcium ion binding. NCBI's taxonomy places the organism in Eukaryota, Metazoa, Chordata, Amphibia, Anura, Dicroglossidae. The coding region runs from base 1 to 552 and encodes 183 amino acids.